Molecule: messenger RNA, 3086 nt
Organism: Trichomycterus rosablanca
Lineage: Eukaryota; Metazoa; Chordata; Actinopteri; Siluriformes; Trichomycteridae
Gene: gnav1
Product: guanine nucleotide binding protein (G protein) alpha v1
Exons: 10
Coding region: 202-1287 (361 amino acids)
Biological process (GO): adenylate cyclase-modulating G protein-coupled receptor signaling pathway
Cellular component (GO): heterotrimeric G-protein complex
Molecular function (GO): GTPase activity; guanyl nucleotide binding; G protein-coupled receptor binding
Source: RefSeq, a predicted model, not a curated record
GAUGUUUACAUGAUGUUUUGAUAAACAGUUUGUGGAUAAAGUCGUGUAAAGGACCCGGGGACCGAAUCUAGAACUUUUUGAAGCUGUUGGAGCUGAGAAGAUCUCACAGCGGAUUCCUGCUUUCUCUUCUGGCGUCGGAGCUUCUGCCCACAAACUGCACUUUCACUCCGGAGUUAUGAAUGGACUACCUGAGGAGCAGACAUGGGUCUGUGUUUGGGCUCAGAGGUCACAGAGGAGGGCAAGCAGGCGAGACUGCACAGUGCUCAGAUUGACCGGGAGCUGUAUGAGCAUGCUCGCAAAGAGAUGAACGUGGUCAAGGUCCUGCUUCUUGGAGCUGCUGAAAGUGGUAAGAGCACGCUGGUUAAACAGAUGAAGAUUAUUCACAGCAAUGGUUUCACCAAACAAGAGCUGGUCAGUUUUAAGCCAGCUGUGUUGGACAACCUGCUGACCUCAAUGAAGUUUGUGCUGCAUGGGAUGGGCGUACUUCGAAUCAACCUGGCCAACAGCAAGAACAAGGUCCACGCUCACUCUGUUCUCUCAUGUGGGAGGUGCUUCGAUGAGGAACAGGUGAUCUUUCCGUUUAUCGGACACGCCCUUUCUUGUCUGUGGGCAGAUCAGGGGGUGAAGACUGCAGCAGCCCGUGGGUACGAGUACGAACUGAACGACUCGGCACUCUAUUUUUUUGAGAACAUGGCUCGGAUCGUGGCGCCAGACUACGUGCCCACAGAGAUGGAUGUUCUGAGAGUGAGAAUCCGGACUACAGGUGUUAUUGAGACCCAGUUUAAGAUCAAACAUCUGGUGUUCAGGCUGUACGAUGUGGGAGGCCAGCGGACGGAAAGGAGGAAGUGGAUCAGUUGUUUUGAGGACGUCAGAGCCGUGCUUUUUGUAGUCGCUCUGAGUGGCUAUGACAUGACACUGGUGGAGGAUCCCUCCAUGAAUCGGCUGCAGGAGAGUCUCAGGCUGUUUUCUUCAAUCUGUAAUAAUGUGUUCUUCAGGAGCACCUCGAUGAUUUUAUUCUUGAACAAGAUCGAUCUUUUCCAAGAGAAGAUCCUCCAUUCUAAUCGUCACCUCAGACACUACCUGCCUCUCUACAAAGGUGCUGACUGUGAUGUGGAUGCCGCCGCCCGCUAUAUUUCCUCCAUGUUCAUCUCUCAGAACCUCUCGCCCAGGAAGCUGAUCUAUCAUCACUUCACCACGGCAACGGACACCUCCAACGUGCAGGUGGUAUUUCAGGUGGUGAUGGACACCAUUGUGAAAGAGAACCUGGAGGCUGUGUCGCUGCUGUAAGAUCUGAGUCCACAGACGUGCACACGCUGAUCCUGUACCAGUGUGAUCAUCAGCACCUCAUACGGCCUUCAUGCAGGUUCUCACACUAUUAUUCUGGAUGCAGGACCAAGAGUUCGGUACAUUUGAACAUGUGUGAAAGCUAAAAUCCUGCACUGAAACUGAAAGCAGGGGUCUGAAGUUCACUAGUGAUCUGGUUCUGGGGUGAAUCAUCUGAGAACAUCAGUGGUUAAGCUUUUCAUGUUGUUUCCUGAUUCAGGUUUUGUCUGAAGGUUCUAUAACUGAGAGAUCCAGAACUGCACAAUUCCUGAGUGACUACAAUCAUUAAAACUGGGUAAUAUUUCUGUUUAAAGCUAAGAGCUUUAACUGAACAACAUGGAACGAUGUAUGCUUUGGUAUUGCAACAAAACAUGGGACUGAGGCUCCUGUCUGACUGGUGCACGGAAUAGUCUUUGCCCGGACCAUUCAUCCAGAGGUCACGAGUGUGAAUGCCAUCUGUGCCAUGUUUUCUAAAUGAAAGGAACAUUCUAGUCUCUCCUGUCAUUUAGGGCAUCACCAGUCAAACUUGAAAGCUGAGGAAGAGAAGUCAAAUAAAUAUAAUAUUAUUUAUGUUAAACAUUUUUCAUCCUUUGCUGUGGAAAACUAAAAUCAUUAUCAAGCUUCAUUCUAAACUCUCAGUGUUGCAUUGGGACAAAGAAGAUUGAGGGCUGUUUCGUCCUUAAAAGUCCUUAAAUUCUGGAAGCCUCGCUGAGAUAUAAGGCAUCAUGGACUUUAUGAAGUACCAGAAGAUUUAAAAUGAAGGUCAAAAGUGUAAGACUGGAUCAUGGUUGGAAUUUUUACUUCUUACUACUAUCAGUAACCCUGUGCCAUAAUCAUGUGGGCUCAGAUAAAGAUGGGAGUCUUCAAGAAAGGACCUAGAAGGCUGGAGAAUCGGAGUCUCCAGUCUUAUCAAGGAUUAUAAAAGAAGACUGUGCACAACAUGCAACCAUCAAGAGCAUCAAUAGUUUUCCUGAGACUGUUUUUAUAUUAAAUAGAGGCAUUUUUUCAUAGCCUUUGAUACACAGCAUGACCAAGAGUGCCAAUAAUUCUGAAGUUGACUAUAUGAAAGAGAAAAAGGAAGGGUUCGAGACAGAACAGGAUCAUUUUGCACAGUUGUUUGUACAUUUUGCAGAAGUUUGCGUGUGCCGAUGCUCAGCUCAUCUGACUGUGGUGUUUUUCACAUCACUACCUGCCUGAGAAAGAACUUCAUGUAUGUGAGAGUUAAUGAUCAGCGUGCUAAAUGUGUGUUUUCACACUCUAUUCUGUCUUAUCACCUUAGAAACGCACCGCAAUCCAUCCGUCCCUCCAUCCAUCCAUCCAUCCCCACAACCGUUCAUACAUAGAACAGAAUCGUGGUGUGUUGUGGACUAAGCCGAGUGUUGAAAUAUGUACAAAUAGACAUCGUGAUUUAUCAUGACGGGUCUUUUUAGGACUGUGAUGUGCUUUCUUGAGACUGGAAAUCCUGCAGUUUUUGUUGUUUUUUAGAACAGUAACUAUAUUCAGUGGUCCAUGAAACGAGGGGACGAGCUUAAAUCUUUAAUGCACUGGUUCUUUACGCUGGACUGGUCUGAAAUGAGGGUCACAGGAUAAUUAUUAUAAAACCAUUAUUAAUACAAACAUUUAAGCAAACAAAUAUAAUGGCUUUUAAAGGUUUUCUAGCAUUCUGUCAUUUCGUUAACUUGGGCUGUUUAUUUAAUAUAAAGCUUGAGCUUAAGUUGAAUCUUUGAAGUGUUUUGUGUUUUUGCAAAUGAAGGUGUUUGUGU